UGAUGCCGGGGGAGAAUCUUUCCAAAAUCGCUUCAGGAGCAACUACUGGACCCUGUCAAAACUGCACUGUGCUUCACCAGAACCUAAAGGAAUAUGUGGCAGCUCUCCUGGUUUUGAAACAGAAAACGAUGGACUCCGAGGAGACCAGUAAGCAGCGUAUACAACUGGAUGAUCUGCAGUUGAAAGUAGCUUCUCUGGUAAAGCAACGUGCAGAGUACGAAGCCAUGCGGGCAGAGCUGGAGGCUAAGCAGAGCGCUGAGAAGUUGUCCCAGCACCUUUUGGAGGAAGUGGAGAGGCUGAAGGAGGAAGUGGAGAGGCUGAAGGAGCAGAACAACAACACAGAGACUCUAAAGAAGAGACUUGAGGACCAGCUGAAGAUGGUAGCAGAGACAACGGAGAAGCAGUGUGUGGAUAAUGUCCAGCUGAGACAGGAGAAGACGGCGCUGCAGAAAGACCUGCUGAAAACACAGGUGUCGUUGAAGACGUGUCAGAAGGUAGCAGAGGAAGUGCAGCGGUUGGAGGAGGACAACGCCAGGACAUCCGUUCUAAAAUACGACCUGGAAAAACAACUUGUACUGUUUCAAGAUUCUCAACUCAAGCAAGAGCGUGACAUUACCAGGCUGAAAACAGAGAAGAUUGUACUGGAGAACGAGCUUCUACAUCUUCAGGUUUGCGUGUGUUCUCCCUACUUCCACUCACGCUACAACCAGCACUGCAGCUGCGAGUUUAACAAAGUGUUCCGUUGUUUUUAUUAG
Oncorhynchus nerka (sockeye salmon) is the source of this 755-nucleotide messenger RNA. RefSeq names its product little elongation complex subunit 1-like. The transcript is spliced from 9 exons. The coding region runs from base 3 to 755 and encodes 250 amino acids. The record is from RefSeq and is a predicted model, not a curated record. NCBI's taxonomy places the organism in Eukaryota, Metazoa, Chordata, Actinopteri, Salmoniformes, Salmonidae.